Molecule: messenger RNA, 964 nt
Organism: Saitoella complicata NRRL Y-17804
Lineage: Eukaryota; Fungi; Ascomycota; Saitoellomycetes; Saitoellales; Saitoellaceae
Exons: 1
Coding region: 309-803 (164 amino acids)
Cellular component (GO): membrane
Source: RefSeq, a predicted model, not a curated record
CCCUUCGCGCUGCUAAUCCAAUGCCUUCUUGCCUUCCUCGCAUUCCUCGCCCUCCUCCUCAAACGCCAACGCGAACCACGCCGUUCACGACGACCGUUGAGGAUUUGGAUGUUCGAUGUGGGAAAACAGGCUUUUGGAGCGGGUGUCGUGCAUGGUGUUAAUUUGGGCGUGAGUAUUCUGGGUGUAGGGGGGUUUGAGGAGGGUGCGGGCGGUGGAGGGGGAGGGGGAGGUGGGGGCGAGGAUGAUGGUGAUCCGUGUGUGUGGUAAGUCCUUGUGAGACGGGGUGUGAGGUACGAGGACGAGGGCUAAUGGGGUGUUGGGUGUGUAGGUACUUCUUCAACGUCGCGGUGGAUACGACGAUCGGGGUACCGAUUUUGUAUGUGAUUUUGACGGCUUUGACGUCGUUUACGGUCUACCUCGGCAUUCACGGCACCAUCAGCGGGCAAUACUCACCUCCCUCCACCACCUCCACCACAACUAAGCGCAAAUCCCGAUGGUCAUGGUGGUUCAAACAAACCGCACUCUACGCCCUUUCUCUUCUCCUCAUGAAAGUCUUGAUAUUCGUGGUCUUUGCGACACUACCGGGGUUGGUGGAGGCAUUGGAAGAAUUGGGAGAAGUGUUGUUGAGGUGGACGAGGGGGUAUCCGAGGGUCGAGGAGGGGUUUGUGUUGUUUGUGUUUCCGCUAGUGAUGAAUGUUUUGCAGGCUUGGUUGAGUGAGUACUCCAUCCUUCCCUUCUUUCUUGUCAUUUUACUCUUUCGUGGUCGUGGCUACGCGUACGGGGGAGCUGAGAUGAGGGGAUGAGUUGACAUGACAGAAGCUAAUUUGUGGGACAUAGUUGAUAAUAUUGUCAAGUCUAAGGAUGUGGAGGGGGAUGAGGACGCUGACAGCGAAAGUGAAAGCACGUUGGUCAGGCCUCGCCGACAUGGUUACCGUUCUUAUCAGUCUAUUCGAGUUGUUGAAGA